AAUUUUUUUUGAUGAACAAGAUGAAAAAAAAUUUUUAAGUAAUUUUUUCGACAAUGUUUUGGCACUGAAGACGACAAAACAAAGACUGUGUAUGUGUUUGUGUGUUGUUCACUGCCCAAAACUGAAAAAUGAAGAAAUUAAAAAUCGUCCAGAAAUUGAAUUUUCAUCAUUUGAAAAAUGAACAACAGUACCAAAUGAAUGAGACUCUUUUUUACUGAUUGAUCAGAUUUUUUCCGUUCAUGAUGAUAUGUUUUUGCAAUCAAUCGUAUUCCACACAUUUGGUCGAACUAUCUAUCUGGUGGUCAUUCAACUUUUAAAGAUGGAAAAAAGCCAACAGAACACACAGAAAAUUACCAAUGCAGAACAAAUUAUUUAUUGUGAAAAAAGAUUGUCUUGUUCAUUUUUUCUUCAUCAUAAUAAUAGUGCCAAUGAUGAUGAUCUUGUUGUUCAGAUUUUGGAUUCGAACAAUUCAAAACUUAUCGUUUAUUGUUUUGGCGGUGCUGAUUCGAAUUUCAGGUCAUCAUAAUAAUCAAUCUGUUAUGUGGAUGAAUACUUGCGAACCGAUCACAAACGGAUGUUACACACUAUCUAUCGAUCGAUCGGCGUAUUGUAUAACAAGUUUGGCUUGACUUUAUUGUGGUCAAAAAAAUGAUAUUGUUCGAUAGUGACAUCUAUCAGAUUAAAAAACAAAAAAACUAAUGAAAACAUUCGGCACCAGAAGGCAUUGCUAGUGCCAUGCCAUUAAUCUAUAAGAUUCGAAAAUUCCAGAAGAAUCUCCUCGAAUCAACAACAAUAGAAAACAUUAAAAUAUGAAAAGAGCUUGGCAAGCAUUGACUUCAUCGUAAUGAUCAUAAUCGCAAAUUACAAAUUUAUAGCCGAUAACAACAACAACAACAACGACAACAAGAAAAAGAAUUGGAAUCCAAGAUGAAAAGAGAGAAAAACUGGAUAUAAAUUGAUCCCUGUAAACAGUGACCAAUUCUUUUCUUCUUUAUCUACAUAAGACGAGUUUCAAGCUACAAAACGAUGGAUACAAUAUUUUAUCCAAAUCAAGACGAUUUAAUAUGACCAAACAUAUGAAAUGAAAUGAAGCGCGAACCAAACGAAAAAUUGCCCGAUAUAAAACAUAUUACAAUACAACAAUAAUAACAUAUAUAUGGACGACGCCGGAUCGUCUUGACAACAACAACGAAAACAAACUCUUUUCUCGAUCGGUUUCAAUGAUAUACUGGAUUCAUCAUCAUCAUCAUUCAGUUGAUCUGGUUUCCAUGGAUUUUUUUUUCGUUCGAAUAUUUUUGUUGUUAUUGUCUGGAUCUGUCAUAAACACAUGACACCCCAGCAACAACAACAUAACAUAUUCUGAUUCGAUUCUUUCAUCAUCAUCAUUGUCAUUAGAUAUCUCAACAUCUUUGUUUCAUAUGUUCAAUCAAUUCAUUUCAUUUUUCAUUGGUCAUGAUGAUUACAAGUCCAUUUUCAACAACAAUCGACAAUGGUAAUGAUUUUGGUCUUCAUGUCGAUGAUGAUGAUCAAACCAUACGUUUAAUUCAGCCGGAAAUAUGGCAAAAAUCACAACAAUUACAAGAAUUGAUAAAUUUAUUUCUAGAAAAAAAUGAUGAUUUUAAAAAGAUUGUUUCCACGUUUGUACAAUCAUUAAACGAUGUUGGCGAAAUGAUUGAAAGAGAAAAAAUAAAGGCAAUUGGAUCUCGUUCAUUGAUAAAAGCAUUGGAAAUGAAACGUGAUUCAUUACGAGAACAAUAUCGUAAUAUGAUACGUGAAAAAAAAAUUGAACUCGAAAGGAUGCAAUUAGAGCAUGAAUUAUUACGGCAAGAAGAAUUGAAACAACAGAAUCUAUUAGGUAUCCUACGACAAUUGAAACGAUGAAUGAUAAGAGAUAAGAGAUCGGAAUCAAAAGAUCCAUAAACUUUCAACAACAAAAUAGAAAAGACAUUCAUGUUCUAUUCAUGAUGAUAACUGAUGGCAAUAUUAAAAAAA
This is a messenger RNA of Dermatophagoides farinae (American house dust mite), 1992 nucleotides long. The record is from RefSeq and is a predicted model, not a curated record. NCBI's taxonomy places the organism in Eukaryota, Metazoa, Arthropoda, Arachnida, Sarcoptiformes, Pyroglyphidae.